AUGAUGAGUCAAUAUAUAACGCUAAUAUCAUCAGAUAAUUUUAAAUUUGUGGUGUUAAAACAAGUAGCUCAAAUAUCUUCAGUAUUAAGAAAUACUCAAGGAUUUAAAGAAGAUCAACAAGGUAAGAUUGAAUUAGAUAUGGAUGGUGAUAUAUUAGAAUGUAUUGUAGAAUAUUUAUAUUAUAAUUAUAAAUAUAAAGAUAGAACUACAGAAGGAGAUAUACCUGAAUUUAAAAUACCUACACAUUUAGCUUUAGAAUUAUUAGUUAAAGCUGAUUAUUUAGAUAUAUAA
Molecule: messenger RNA, 291 nt
Organism: Hemisphaericaspora subhashii
Lineage: Eukaryota; Fungi; Ascomycota; Pichiomycetes; Serinales; Debaryomycetaceae
Gene: ELC1
Product: elongin C
Exons: 1
Coding region: 1-291 (96 amino acids)
Biological process (GO): ubiquitin-dependent protein catabolic process
Cellular component (GO): elongin complex
Molecular function (GO): protein-macromolecule adaptor activity
Source: RefSeq, a predicted model, not a curated record